Aspergillus luchuensis is the source of this 639-nucleotide messenger RNA. RefSeq lists its product as uncharacterized. The record is from RefSeq and is a predicted model, not a curated record. Gene Ontology annotation, biological process: amino acid transmembrane transport. Bases 1 to 639 code for a protein of 212 amino acids. Gene Ontology annotation, cellular component: vacuolar membrane. Gene Ontology annotation, molecular function: amino acid transmembrane transporter activity. The transcript is spliced from 3 exons. NCBI's taxonomy places the organism in Eukaryota, Fungi, Ascomycota, Eurotiomycetes, Eurotiales, Aspergillaceae.
AUGAAGAAACAAUUAAGUCUUGACAAUAGUCCGGAAGACAUCCUAUCAGCGGAGUCACAAGCUGGCGAGCUCUCCUUCUUGGAACCGAUCCAGGAUGAUGCGGUAUUCGGUGAAAUUCGCGAAGGAGAUACCAAUUAUCGUAACGUGAGCUGUAUAGGAACCGUUGCCCUUAUGUUGAAAGUGCAAAUUGGCCUUGGAGUUCUCACGAUACCCAGCUGUUUCGACAUUCUUGGGAUAAUACCUGGAGUUAUUGUUCUGCUUGCAAUUGCAGCCACGACAACCUGGUCGAAUUGGAUGGUGGGCGUGUUCAAAAUACGCCAUCGUGAGGUCUAUGGCAUAGGCGAUGUUGGAAAGAUGCUCCUUGGGCGAGCUGGAUACGAGCUGUUCGGCGGGGCUUAUAUCCUAUACUAUAUCUUCACUGGUGGAUCUGCUCUCUUGAGUAUCUCGAUCGCCUUUAAUGCGCUCUCUGAUCAUGCAGCAUGCACUGCCAUUUUUGUGGCUGUUGCAGCCAUUAUUGGCUUUGCCUUCUCUAGUAUCCAGACUCUUGCCCGUAUAAGCUGGCUCGCCUGGAUAGGUGUAUCGUGCGUUAUCAUUGCAGGCAAGUGUGUUUUUGCAGAUGCGGACUUGGAUUUGGUCUAA